AUGGUUUGGUCUUUCCUGGCAAUAUUGCAAUCUUACUUAGUUUUCUACUUGUAUUUCUCCUACUAAUCAGCAUAUAAUCCAAGCUCAAUUAAGGAAUAGUUCUUAUUCGAAAUUUCUCACUAAGGCAAAGUGAAAUAAGUGGAAGUUAAUGUAAUACUAUUCUUUGUUUAAGUUAUUUUAUCUCUCAUCGUUGCAUGCAUUCACUCAUUGAUAAACUUGCCCGCUAAUUGCUAUAUUCUUUACAAGACUAUAUAAAAUUAACAAUCGAAAAUCAAUAGUAUACCUAUAGAAGCCACCAUAUUUUAUACAAUUGCCAAGAUCAGUGCUAUAGUAGCCUUAAUCAUUUAUGCUAUUGCAUUCUCAUUUUUGGUACUUACUGUGCCAUUGGAUAAUACCCUUAUCACUUUUGAAAUCGUUAUUUUAGUCAUUAUUGUAUUGGUUACUACAAUAUAAACUCUACCUAAUUAUCUCUAUAGAAAAUACUUAUAAACUUCGAUGGCAUGA
Messenger RNA from Stylonychia lemnae, 504 nucleotides. Lineage: Eukaryota; Ciliophora; Spirotrichea; Sporadotrichida; Oxytrichidae. The record is from the annotation of a GenBank genome assembly.